CCUGACAAACACAGAUGCACAACAGCAGCAGGCAGGACUGGGCAGGGCUUGGGAAAAUUGUCUUAUUUUAUUUCUAGACUACAUGCGCCUGUCUCAGAGAGAGUGCAUAGGAUAUACAAGCAUAGAGGGAGAGGGAGAAAGAGGAGAGGAGUAAGGGAGGAGUGUGGAUCAUGCAUGUGCAUUAACUCAGCUCCAGCGGCACAGCAGCAGCAGCAGCAGCACAGGAGAAACAGCAGCACAGGAGAAACAGCAGCAGCACAGGAGGGAAAGAGAAAAAGACUGAGACAUACAGAGUUGGAGGGAGGGUAACAGACUCAGACACAGGAACAAAGGCUGCAGAGCACUGCUUUCCAGCGCCACUAAAAGAACAACGGAGGAGUUGGAGCAGGAGGAGGGGGCGGUCAUGAUAGUAGUGAGACAAUAACGGAGGAGAGGAGGCACAUUGUAGUCCAGUAAGGACUGAAACCAAGGCUCUUCUCUUCUCUACUCUCCAUGUUUUUGGGAAUUCAACACUCCAUUACCUUUGCUCCAAACCCAGAGGAGGAUGUCUUUGUCAGGCAAGAAGGAAUUUGAUGUGAAGCAGAUCCUCAGGCUCCGAUGCGCUGGUUCAGCCAUUCAUCUCAAGGGUUCUGCUGGUAGUAUGGGUGGUGGUGUUGGUGGGGUCGGAGGCUACAUCCAGCAGGACGGCUUGGACCACAGAGGUCCGCCUGUCCAGGGCCGCCUCAAGAGUCACUCAAGGGAUAGAAAUGUUGGAGGAGGAGGGAUACGGAAGAAUAACAGCCCCGUCCACAGCAUCCUGGCACCAACAUCAGGGCCCACACCUGUCUAUGUCAGAACAGGGCAUCAGUCAUGGCACCAAGAGCAGAACACCAUCCAAGCACUCCAGGACAAUGAGGAAUCCCCAAAGACCAGUUCGACGAGGAAAGAAGACGAACACAGAGUCAAAGAAGUUGUUAAGGACAGCACAGAAGAACCUGUGGAGGCAGAGGUCAAAGACAGGUAGGACAAACUGAGUAUUUGUUGUAGUUCCCCACUGAGAAUGAACACCAACUCCUCUGAUGAGUUUUUCCAGGCCACAAAUCACGCAGAACAGACCUUCCGAAAGAUGGAGACGUACCUCCAGCACAAGCAGCUGUGUGAUGUCCUGUUGAUUGCGGGGGAUCAUAAGAUACCAGCUCACAGAUUGGUCCUGAGCGCUGUGUCGGACUACUUUGCUGCCAUGUUCACCAGCGACGUGAGGGAAGCAAAGCAGGAGGAGAUCAAAAUGGAGGGAGUCGACCCAGAGGCCCUCAGAGCCUUGGUUCAUUUUGCUUACACUGGUGUCCUUGAGUUGAAAGAGGAGACCAUUGAGAGUUUAUUGGCAGCAGCUUGCCUCCUCCAGCUUUCUCAAGUCAUCCAAGUUUGCUGCAACUUCUUGAUGAAACAGCUUCAUCCCUCUAAUUGCCUGGGAAUACGUUCCUUUGCAGAUGCCCAGGGCUGUGUGGACCUACUCAAUGUGGCUCACAACUACACCAUGGAACACUUCCUGGAGGUCAUCCAGAAUCAAGAAUUCCUGCUGCUCCCCACGGCUGAGAUUAUUAAGUUACUUUCCAGUGAUGACAUCAACGUUCCAGAUGAGGAGACCAUUUUCCAAGCUUUGAUGAUGUGGGUGAGGUAUGACGUCCAGCAUCGACAGCAGGAUCUAGGCCUCCUUCUUGCCUACAUCCGUCUGCCUCUGCUUCCCCCGCAGCUGCUUGCAGAUCUAGAAAACAACAAGAUGUUCUCUGAUGAUCUGGAAUGCCAAAAGCUGCUCAUGGAGGCCAUGAAAUACCAUCUGCUUCCAGAGCGACGUCCCAUGUUUCAGAGUCCAAGAACCAAGCCUAGAAAGUCAACUGUGGGUGCACUUUAUGCCGUAGGUGGGAUGGACGCAACAAAAGGCUCUACCACUUUGGAGAAAUAUGACCUUCGAACCAACACUUGGGUCCAGGUUGGAGUGAUGAAUGGGCGCCGGCUGCAGUUUGGUGUGGCAGUGAUUGACAACAAGCUGUAUGUAGUCGGAGGAAGAGAUGGCCUUAAAACAUCUAACAUGGUGGAAUGUUACAAUCCAGUCAGCAAAAUGUGGUCCACAAUGCCCCCAAUGUCAACACACAGGCAUGGACUUGGUAUUGCUGUCCUGGAGGGACCUAUGUAUGCUGUUGGGGGCCAUGAUGGUUGGAGCUAUCUCAACACUGUUGAACGCUGGGACCCACAGGCCAGGCAGUGGAAUUAUGUAGCCAGUAUGUCGACUCCACGUAGCACUAUGGGAGUCACGGCACUCAACGGAAAACUGUUUGCAGUGGGAGGUCGAGACGGCAGCUCAUGCCUGAGGUCGAUGGAGUGCUUCGAUCCGCACACCAACAAGUGGAGCAUGUGUGCUCCCAUGACCAAGAGGCGAGGAGGAGUGGGCGUCGCCACAUACAACAACUUUCUGUAUGCUGUCGGGGGACACGAUGCCCCGGCCUCUAACCACUGUUCCAGACUCUCUGACUGUGUCGAGAGAUAUGACCCAAAGACGGACACGUGGACCACAGUGUCCCCCCUCAGUGUACCCCGAGAUGCGGUGGGCAUUUGCCUGCUGGGGGACCGGCUAUACGCCGUCGGUGGAUAUGACGGGCAGUCAUACCUGAACACGGUGGAGUCCUAUGAUGCACAGAACAACGAGUGGACUGAGGAGGUCCCUCUCAACAUCGGCAGAGCGGGUGCUUGCGUGGUUGUGGUGAAAUUGCCUUGAGCAUUUCAUCUCUCGAUGACAUGGGAAACAAAUGAAAGGCAGCGGCAAAGAAAAGUGGACAAACAAAACAGCAGAUCAAGGAUGCAUCCUUAGAGUCACGCAUUUUUUUUCAUCCUUAUACAUGUUGUCCAGCUUUUGAGAGAAUAACACAGACAGAGUCUUGCCCAUGAACCAUUGUUUAUCAUGAGUGGAUUCGUCUCCCCACUGGAAACAACUUACUGAGAAACUGAAGCACGCUGCACAUUCUUUAAAUUCUCAACCCACCAAGACUUUUUUACAGGCUUCGCUCAGAUACAGCAAAUCACAGCAAAGCUGAUUUGAUACAGUUGUGUCAUAAUGUGCUGCAUUUUACUCAAUUACAUUUUCAUACUUUGAUAUCAGUGCUAUCACAUAUAGUAUAUUUUUGCAUUGUGUGUAGCCACUGAAAUGAAAUUAUGUGUCAGCAUCUCUCAUUCGUCAGUGAUCUAAACCAUUUUUAGCAAAUUGUUUAUUGCAGGAUCACUGUGAACAUCAAAUGCAAGAUUCUGCAAGAUGCAAUGCAGGACCGGAUGGAAAUCUCUCACGUACUGUACAAUUACUUUGCUAAAUAAUGCAUUCAGACAACAUUUUUUUAGUUCUAUUUUUAUUGUGCUUGUAGAGGAGGAACACCAAAGUCAUUUAUUUGCUUGUCUUAGGACUUUUGUUAUGCAUUAAAUAAAAGUUUACAAAAUUGUGAAUAAGAGAAAAUAUAUCAUAUUGAUAUUUCACAUUGCUGUACAGAUUUUCGUGAACUUUAUCGAGUUAUAUUUACGUAGAUAGGAUCUUGAUUAAAUCCAUUCAGUCUACAGUAUCACCCACACUUAGGUGGCCACACUUUUGCUUGUGUCUCUUUAUUGGAUUAUUUGAAGGAUUCCUCAAAAUUUAAUCGAGCAAUUUUCAGAAAGGAUGUGGCUAUAGGUAUGAUAUCGUAUGGCAGAUGGCAGUGUCUACAGGUACAAGACAGCUCAUAGAAUGCAGUUGUACUAACAACAAAAUGAACAAUGCAUCGCUGUGAUAGUACUAAUACUAAUACUCAUACUAAUACUAAGGACUAACAGGAAGACAGAGGACGGGAAGGAGAGGAACAGUAGUAGCCAGACUCCCCUGAGGGAGUCUUCCCAAGGGAUUAAUAAAGUUCUAAUCUAAUCUAAUCGAUUCUAAUACUGAUCCAGUAGCACCACACUGUCACUGUGAUCUUCUGCACAAUAUCCCCCAAAACAUCAGGAAUUUUACAAUGUUAGCAAUUUACUUUGUCAUAAAGUAGGAGUACUGCAAUGCAUUGUUAGCUCCGACACGCUGAACGGACAUCGCACCAUAAGAUUAUGUUUUUGUGGAACCUGUGCUUUUGAAUUUUGGCAGAAAUUGCAUGUGACAUGGUGGAAAUCCCACGGGAUGUUGUGUAACAGCCACACUAAGUAAAAACAAAUAACUAUACAGAUAAAAACAGGAUGGUGCCAAAAUCCAAACCCUGUAGGCACUGUAGGCACUUAAGGCUCAAUGGGAACCCUGAACAUGAGAUAGCUAAUGGAGCUCUAGUGACAUAAGAAGUACUCAAAGGAAGAUCAGGUGGAGGAGGUGAUGACUUAUAGCCCAGUGGCUGUGAAGGCGGAUAAGGUCCUCGCGUCUUGAUCGCCUUGAGAUUUCCCAGCCAUCGAACCAGGCUAAGGAUCUGUUUAGGACCGUUUGUUUAUCAGUGUGCAAUGACAUUCCUACUUUAAGCAAACCCAUGUACAGGCGUCUGUACAUUUAUUUAUUUAUUUGAUCUCCAUUAGCUGUAACAAGUACAGCUACUCUUCCUGGAGUCAACCCAACAUGGUGCUCACAGAACAGUAUUUCUACCAGCCUUCACAACACCACACCACUACACAUAUAUAAAUAAUAAAAAUGGAAAUACCCUUCCCCCUCCCCCCCCCCCACCCACACACACUCACACACACUCAUCUGCACACACAUUGCCAGGACCCAGUUUAUAGAGAAACAUUUGGCUCAGUAUGGUUACUCACAGUUAAUUCAUUCUUGUCAAACGAUUGACUACAAAUAACUUCCUAGAAUGAUCAAUAAAUCCAAAUGUUAAAGUCUAAAAAGUUGUCUUUUGAAAAGGACUUUAAAGUGAUGUUUACUGGUUGCAUUAAAGGGACAUUGAUCCUGGAUGUAGAUUUUCUACGUCCAAGAAUUGAUCAAGAGACGAUCUUCCUCACCACUGAGAGAUUUCCACGACAAUGCAUUGUUCAUACAUGGUUAAUGCUACUGGUUUCUGUACCACUGCGCAGAAAUAUCUUGUACCUACAGCCACUACUACUUGGUAUAUGAUAUGUACCAGUAGUCACGUACUUUCCCAAAGUGUGGUGAAAAGAUUGGCUUGAAAUAGAAACCAAUUACACUUGGAGUUAAGUAGUGUGUUCAAAUUAGCACCCUUCUUGUAAUACGUACUUCCAUAUUUUCUCAGCAAGAUAGCUAAGCCACUGUUUUAUUUAUUUUUGCAAAAUUAUCAUAAAUCAAAUUCUUGCAUAUUAUUAAUUUCUUUCAGCACAUAUUUCCAAUGUGGAUCACUUUCUGACACACAACCAUGUAAUUAACAGCAACCAAUUCACUUAAACCAGCUUUGUAACGUCUGUGAGAGAAUGUCAAGUAUCCCUGUUUUCACUGGAACAUUUACAUUUUAGCUUUGUUGUUACACAAUGCUAACUUGCUCACAACCUGUAACUAUAAUUAUUACAACAUGUCUUGAGGGGCCAAAUGUUGCAUUUUGUGUUUUUGUCAUAAUUUUGUACAGCAUGCAAAGCUAUAAAUAAAAGUACUUCAGUCUUCUUUGC
Thalassophryne amazonica is the source of this 5580-nucleotide messenger RNA. It is a transcript of the gene klhl4, whose product is annotated as kelch-like family member 4. Gene Ontology annotation, molecular function: protein binding. The transcript has 12 exons. The record is from RefSeq and is a predicted model, not a curated record. Lineage: Eukaryota; Metazoa; Chordata; Actinopteri; Batrachoidiformes; Batrachoididae.